GGGUCCCUCAAAAAGUUAUGCUAUUGGUCUGUGACGCAAAGAGGCGCGUGUAUCAGCUGUGGCGAGUAUGGCUAACAUACGUACGCGGACACGUGAAUCCUGAUGCCUGGCGAUAUGAAUUUGUAUAAGUGCCUUAACAGUUGGGUUGGGAUGAUUCUUUCUUUCAUCACCAAUUACCAUCAUGGCUUCUUUCAAUUAUAUGAACAACACUGCGCCCUUCUGGGACUUCCUUGCCAGUGUCGAGCAGCAAGGAAACAACCACCCCUUCUUCGGUCGAAACCGUCAGGACCGCAGCAACGACAACGAGCACGGCGAAGACCACGAAGGUCAACGUCCACCCCCCUUCGAUCCUUGGGGAUGGAGCCAGCAGCUUUUUGGUCCUCCCGGAGGACUGCCUCACCGCGGUCCACCAGGAGGGCAUGGCCCACAAUCCCACCACGCUGAACAUGGUCCUCGUAACGACCAUGACGGAGAGAGGAACGGCGAGAAAGGUGACAACAACAACGACAACAACGUUGAGGACAACGACGACGAUAAGGGCAACGAACAAGGACCUGCUGGCUCCGGCUCUGAUAGCGAGGGAGGCCGUCGUUGCGGACGCAGACGCCAUGGCCACUGCGGUGGCCGCGGUGGCCGUCACGGAUUUGGAGGCCGAGGCGGUUUUGGUCCUCACCAUGGUGGACCAGGUCACUACGGCCGUCAUGGUCACCACGGUCCUCCUCAUGAAGGGCCUGGUCUCGGCCAUCGCAGCUUUCAUCAUGGCCCACCUCCACCUCACGAGGGCUCUUACGGUGGCCCCCACUGCCGCGGGCCUCGUGGUCACCAUCAUCCCGGCAGAUUUGGAGGACGCGGACCUUGGGGCUUUGAUGGCCCUCUCAGUGGAGCCGACUUCAACCCUGCCUCUCUCUUUGCACCGUUUUUUGAUGCCUUUGUAGCCGAGCAGCCUUCGAACAGGAACAAGGACACUGCUCCUAGGGACAAUGAAGACUUCAGCCCGGAAGCAGACAUCUUCGACACGCCCUUGUCCUACAUUAUUCACGUCUCGCUUCCUGGAGCAAAGAAGGAAGACGUUGGCGUCAACUGGGACGCCGAAAAGUCAGAGCUUUCUGUCGCAGGUGUCAUUUAUCGCCCUGGAGAUGAAGACCUCUUGAAGACGCUGGCAAUGAACGAGAGAAAGGCUGGACCUUUCGAAAGGAAAAUUAGGUUGGGUAGCAGGGCUAAUCCGGCACAUGUCGAUGCCGAUAGCAUCACUGCUAAACUAGAGGAUGGUGUAUUGAAGAUUGAGGUCAGAAAAGAGGAUGAGGGGUUCAUUGAGAUUAAGAAGGUGGAUAUCGAGUAGCUGAGCAACCGCUCGAUCGAACUGUUGGUGUGGGCUUUCACGCAGAUAAUAGGCGUCCGGUGU
Boeremia exigua is the source of this 1402-nucleotide messenger RNA. RefSeq lists its product as uncharacterized. Bases 182 to 1339 code for a protein of 385 amino acids. The record is from RefSeq and is a predicted model, not a curated record. The transcript has a single exon. Gene Ontology annotation, biological process: response to hydrogen peroxide; response to salt stress; protein complex oligomerization. Lineage: Eukaryota; Fungi; Ascomycota; Dothideomycetes; Pleosporales; Didymellaceae.